Molecule: messenger RNA, 821 nt
Organism: Teleopsis dalmanni
Lineage: Eukaryota; Metazoa; Arthropoda; Insecta; Diptera; Diopsidae
Product: ribosomal RNA processing protein 36 homolog
Exons: 3
Coding region: 76-801 (241 amino acids)
Biological process (GO): maturation of SSU-rRNA from tricistronic rRNA transcript (SSU-rRNA, 5.8S rRNA, LSU-rRNA)
Cellular component (GO): nucleolus; 90S preribosome
Source: RefSeq, a predicted model, not a curated record
UUAAAACAAUAAAAACAAGAAAUACUACAUGUGAGUUUUUAUGGAAGAAUUAUUUGAGUAACAAAUAUUACAAAAAUGAUGUCUUCACACGAAUCAAGCGGUUCCAGUUCCGAAGAUGAAACUGAGCAAAGGAAUCUAAUUCGAGAAGACCUCGGCAAUAUGACAUUUGAAGAAAUAUUAAAACUGAAAGAAGAACUUGGUUCUAAAGUAUACAAUGAAGCUAUCUUAGGUCAUAAUAAGUCAAUAAAACGAAAAAAUGUAAAAAACGAAGACCAUAAACGAUUGAAUAAAAAUAGACCAAGGGAAUUGUCUUCAAAGAGACAGGUACCAUUUUUAGGAGCUGAAUUACGAACUCAACCUAAAAGUGACAAAGAAUUGCGUGACCCACGUUUUGAUGAACGAUCAGGUACAUACGAAAUAAAACGUUUCAAGGACAAUUACAAAUUUUUAACUAAAAUAAGAAAAAAUGAAGUAAAACAGUUAAAGAAUAGUUUGGCGUUAACAGAAGAUGAAGACACUCGAAUUAAUAUGAAAAAAUCAAUGCAGAAAUUAAUAAAUAAAAAUGAAGAAGAACGGAAAUGGCAUGACAAACAAACAAUGCUUAAAAAAGAGAAAAUUGAAAUCCAAAAGGCACGCGUAGCAGGUGAGCAGCCACAUUUUGUCACCAAAAAGGAACGGCGUACCAAGGAACUUGUACAACAAUUUGAGCACCUUAAACAAACUGGCAAAUUAAACAAACAUUUGGAAAAGCGGCGCAAGAAAAACAUGACCAAAGAUAGGAAAAAGCUUAGUUUAGAGUAGUUUAUUACUUUUGUACAAAU